Messenger RNA from Vanessa atalanta (red admiral), 493 nucleotides. RefSeq names its product endocuticle structural glycoprotein ABD-5-like. Gene Ontology annotation, molecular function: structural constituent of chitin-based larval cuticle. The transcript has 4 exons. The record is from RefSeq and is a predicted model, not a curated record. Gene Ontology annotation, cellular component: chitin-based extracellular matrix. Bases 1 to 384 code for a protein of 127 amino acids. Lineage: Eukaryota; Metazoa; Arthropoda; Insecta; Lepidoptera; Nymphalidae.
AUGACCGCUUACCAUCAGUUGCUCUUCUUAGUCGUGCUUUUUAUUGUAAUUGUAAUCAAUCAAUGUGCACCGAUACCGACGGACGAUGAAGCUACAAUAUUAACAUACGAAUACACAAACGACGGAAGAGGCAACUAUGAUUACAGAUUUGAAACCUCGAACGGAAUAAUACGUAAGGAAACGGGCACACUAACCGAUGUGGGUCUCCCAACCGAACAUAUCCUCGUAAGAGGCUCGUAUUCGUACUAUAAUCCAGAGGGUAAAGUGGUCACUGUAUCCUAUACUGCAGAUGAGAAGGGAUAUAACAUUUUAACUAGCCCACCACCAUAUUCAUUUCCACCUGCACCAGUAUCUUCAGCUGUUCUCGCAACUCUGCUAGGCUGAUGAAUUAUCUACAUAUAUUUAUUUUUAAAUAUUGAAUUAAAGUAAUAAUUGGUUACUCCUUAUGAAUGGUAAUAGUUCUAAUAGAAUAAAUAAAAUCACUAAUAAGCAA